This is a messenger RNA of Papilio xuthus (Asian swallowtail), 1381 nucleotides long. RefSeq lists its product as uncharacterized. The transcript is spliced from 6 exons. The record is from RefSeq and is a predicted model, not a curated record. The coding region runs from base 128 to 1234 and encodes 368 amino acids. NCBI's taxonomy places the organism in Eukaryota, Metazoa, Arthropoda, Insecta, Lepidoptera, Papilionidae.
AUAACCUUUUAUUCUUACGUUUCGCUUUUAUUUUACUCAACAAACUAUACAAAUUCAGUUAAAAUAGAUCCAAAUCUUGUGUUUCUGUGUUAUAUUUCUAUAUUUAUAACGUUUUGCGUCACAAAAGAUGUUCUGUAUACAAGAAACGGAACCAUCACAUUCUGAUCCAUUCUCGAAAGACAAAGAUCCAUUAGGCAUGGCGAUAUCGGAAUCAAGUGAUGAUGAACCAGACGCGAAAAGACCGAAAUACACAAACUCCUCGUUAAACCUCAAAGUAUACCAAAUACCAACAUUCAACCCACCAAAAUCAUUAUCAAUAUAUCCAACAUCUCAAAGUAUAUUACCUAAGUUUGUUAAUAAUCCACUAAAUUUAGCAAAUCCACUAGCAAUUGCGACUAGUAAUCUACAGGCUACUAAUAUGGUGAAAAGUUUACAUAGCAGGUAUUCAUUGCCUGCGAAAUUAACUAUAACUCCAGUUCACAAACCCACUGACGGUGAGAUUAUAAGAUAUAAGAAGAAUGGUGAAAUAGCAAAGAAACGAGGACCUCCGAAAGGAUAUAAGAGGAAACCUAAAGUUGAUCUUUCUCAAAGUCUAAGUAAUGGAGCGCUUUUACAGGCACAAAAUACAAUCUUGACAAGUCUUCUUGCAGCGACCAAUCCAACAUUCACCACCACAGUGACGACAUCAGUAACUAAAGUGGUGCAACCACAAAUAUCGCAAAUUAAAAUACCAUCAGGUGUGGAAGUGGUAGAACUAGAUUUAGAUCCUGAAGACUGGUUUCCAGCAGAACCCUACAGAAUGGUGUUUAGUAGAAAGAAGAAUCCUAAAUGGAAGAACUUUCCUUACAGAUGUGAACAUUGUUUUAAGGGUUACCGAGUGGUAUCAACAUUACUGACACACGCGGCGGAACGUCACGGGUCAGUUCCCCGCGAGCUGGCCAUCCCCUGUCCCUGCUGUCCUCAUGUCUCCACACGUCGCAAGCACCACAAGAAACACCUCGAGACACAUGAAGGCAGACGGCACAGGAUAUUCUGUUUAUAUUGUCUACCACCACAUGAUUCAUCUGAGCCUUAUGUUAAAGAGGCUGAGAAGUACCCUUUCGACAAAUAUCCACAGUUCUGGUACGCGUCUGAGGAAUCUUUAAGGUUACAUAAAAAGAGGAAACAUCCAUACGCAGCCAUGUUUAACUACAAUUGGUUCUCUUCAUGGGGAGAAGGUACACCGAAUAGUUAGUUUUAUACCUAUUUCUACUAAUUUUAAAAUAUAUUUUUAUACUGGCAACUUUAUUAAAUCUAUAGUUUUAAUGGCAAUCAACUAUAAUAACGUCGGUGGCUUAGGAAUCAACUUGAUUUGCAAUCUGCAGUUCCUGGGUUCGAAUUC